This is a messenger RNA of Mugil cephalus (flathead mullet), 3183 nucleotides long. It is a transcript of the gene lmo3, whose product is annotated as LIM domain only 3. Gene Ontology annotation, molecular function: DNA-binding transcription factor binding; transcription coactivator activity. Gene Ontology annotation, cellular component: nucleus. The record is from RefSeq and is a predicted model, not a curated record. Gene Ontology annotation, biological process: positive regulation of transcription by RNA polymerase II. Bases 375 to 845 code for a protein of 156 amino acids. NCBI's taxonomy places the organism in Eukaryota, Metazoa, Chordata, Actinopteri, Mugiliformes, Mugilidae. The transcript has 4 exons.
UUGCAGCUGCGAUUAGGUUGCCUCGGAUUAGAAGGUAUCUGCGCCGCGGAGAGGAAGCAUCUCUUUGUCACCCUUUCAUUCGAUGCCUGCAUCUCUCUGCACAUAGAGCUCCGACUGGCGAUAAACGUGUGUUCACAUCCAACGACAGGGGCAAACGGUUCGCUUAUAGGUCCUCGGUGCCAUUUUUUCUUUUCUUUCUUUCUUUCUUUCUUUCUUUCUUUUUUUUUUGGUCUUUGUUUCCUCCUUUUUAUUUUGCUGUGGUCGCCCUGCUGGAUUGUUUCCUCUCUAACAAAGCCAGAUCUCGGUCUACCUGCGGACAGCUGCUCCCCGAACCAGGCAGCUAUUGGUUGUGCUUCGGCUGCUCGGCUCAACAAAUGCAGAAAAGAGAGAGAAGUUUCGGUAUACAAAUGCUCUCCGUCCAGCCGGACACCAAGCCAAAAGGCUGUGCCGGCUGCAACCGGAAGAUCAAGGACCGCUACCUGCUGAAAGCCCUUGAUAAGUACUGGCACGAGGACUGUCUCAAAUGUGCCUGCUGUGACUGCAGGCUAGGUGAGGUGGGCUCCACGCUGUACACCAAAGCCAACCUCAUCCUGUGCCGGAGAGACUACCUACGUUUGUUUGGUGUAACAGGAAACUGUGCAGCCUGCAGCAAACUAAUUCCAGCCUUUGAGAUGGUCAUGAGGGCCAAGGAGAAUGUCUACCACCUGGACUGCUUUGCAUGCCAGCUCUGUAAUCAAAGGUUUUGUGUGGGAGACAAGUUUUUCCUAAAAAACAAUAUGAUUCUGUGCCAGACUGACUAUGAGGAGGGUCUGAUGAAGGAAGGCUACGCUUCCCAGGUGCGCUGAUCUUCAUAGGCCAACACAGAGGAAGAGGAGGAAGAAGAGGAGUGGGAGAAAGAGACACUAAAGAAGAGCUCGCAAUCAAAAAGCACUAUUGCCUUCUGUCCAGCUUCUGCCCUCUACAUGUACAUACCCAAGCAAUCCUUGCUGAGAGGGGACACACUUUGCUGUACAGAAUAGCCAUAAAAACAAGGUGGCAGCGAAAGACCCUGGAACGUGUACAAAAACAUGUUUGUACAUUCCUUCAUAACUGACAGAUCCUCCUUCCAGGUGAUCUACAACAACUGGCCACAGAGCAAUUUCUUACCAACAGCUGAUCUGGGUAGCUGGAAAAAAGCCCUACUAAAGUGGACUUCUCUUAUCUGAUAAAGAGAGCAUGACACUUGACUGCAGAGUUCAACAGCUUAAACAUCUCUUGAAUACACAUAUGGUUUGUAAAUUGGUGUAGUUCUGAAACAAAAACCUUUUUACUCCAGAUGUAAAAAAAAAAAAAAAAAAGAAAAAAGAAAAAAGAAAAAAGAAAUACAGUAAAUGUGAACUAAACAGGGGAAAAACUAAUCAUUUUGAGUGACUAUUGCUGUGUUUGUUUGUUUGUGUGUCUACGAACGCUGGCAUCAGUAUUUAUUCAGUAGCAGCAUAAUUAUCAGCCCACUUUAAGCUGUUCUGAAGUUUUUAUGCUACCAACUCAGCACCACACAACGUUCACACAGAUUUAGCAAUGAGUUUGGGAAACUCUUGAAAUCUUCCAAAAGUGGCACACGAGCUGGUGGAGAUAAAACCAGAGCAGCUGCUUUCGGUUUCAGUUCAAGUUUAAUCCUAUGGUGGCAGAAACAGUCUUAAGAAACUUUACAGAACCCCAAGUCACCAAACCUACAGUAACAAUGAAAAGUGAAAAGCUUUAUAGCGAGAGGAAAGUUUUAGUUGAAUUUAGCUGAAAUGGGGGGGGGGGCUGUAAACAAGCAGUUAAGAAGAGGAGGGAUGUGAGAGAAGAGGAGAAAGAGACAGUAGAAGAGACAAUAGACAGAAAUGUUCAUACAGAUAGAAGGUUAAAGUAUGUUAGCUAACAUGCGGCGUAUGCAGUAUAUAUUCUACACAUAAAGGUGCAUGACAUACAUGAUUGACACUGGAUAAAAUAGAGAAAACUUACUUAAAGUAUUAAUCAUGAGGAAGAGAAUCAUGAGUACGCUUGCACAAAGUUUGACUGUAACAUAUAACAACUGCUCUGCUUAUGAUAUAUGCAGAGUAGAAUUUUUUUAAACGCUAUAUUCAUACUUUGUCAAAAAAAUGUGUUGAAAACGAGUUGGCACGUAGGAGUGGACAGCUUCAAAGACUAAACUCAGUUCAGGGUAGUGGAUCCAACAAUAGUGGAUCAGAAACAUCUCACACAACUGUGGAAGCAGUGACUCUGAAAAAAAUGCACAGCAAGAUGAAGUCAUCGAAAGGAUGACAUGCAAUAGUGACAUAUACUGUAAAUUCAUGCAGAAUGAAAAAGUGCAUCACAAGAGGUCCCCUGGAGCCUAUAGCAGCAUAACUUAGGGAUCGUUUGAGGUCACCUGAGGCAGUCCUAAAUGCAAGCUUUAUAAAAACAAAUCUGUUUUAAGUGUUAAAGUAGAGAGGAUAUCUGCCUGACUGGCUUCACAGGAUAGUUGCCUGAUACCUAAAAAUUCUGUCACCCAUUCUACUAUUGGAAACCUUAGGUACCACAUGUAGACUUUGUUCUGCAGUCUACAAACAGCCAUCUGUAAGGACAGUUUUAGACAAUAUAGACCCAGAUUUAAUGCCCAUAGACAAACACAUGUUAGAUAUCUUAUAGGGGAAAAGAGUACGUUUAGUUUCCAAAAUGUCUCCAUUAGAGCUACUUUCAGAUCAACCUGGAUUUUGAUUUAGAUUUGCACAUUUUUUUGGAGACUAACAUGGGGCACUGCUUAUGGAGGCAGAUUGUGGAAGUUGUAUGGAAUAUGGUGAUCAUUCAGACUGAUGGGGCACUACUUUUAACAUUGUAAUUGAUCAGCCUUCAAUACAUCACCUGUUAUCCAGAUUUUUUGACAUGAUGAUACAUAAAUCCAAUUGAUGAUUUCACCAACACUGUUUAUGCUUAUGCUGGGGACAGUUGUGUAACUUUCAGCACAGUCCCAGUUAACUGCACUCCAGUCCUGGUGUCACAGUGGCUACCUACUGCAGAGGAGUCAUAUACUUGAGGUUUGGUGAGAGAAAAACAAAACUUUCAUCUUUCUAUAUUAAAUAUCAGUAUUUGAGUCUGUAACACCAUUUCUUACUGGAAAAGAAAAAGCAUUUCAGUACUUUAGAACUGUGACCAUACAUAAAAGAAAUAUUCCUUUUUGUU